UUUCCAGCAAGUUUAUUAGGCAUUACAGUUCCCCAGAUUCUCUCACUAUUGUUAAUUCGUAUACGCGCAACUUAACAUGGCGGAUGCUCCAGAGACCAAGAGCGACGCGGUAAAGGUAGAAGACGCGCCCAAGGCCGCGCAACAAGUGAAGGACGAUAUCGCAUCUGAUCCCGAGGAAGACGACCUCUCAGACCUCGACGGUUAGUCGCAUGACACCAACCAGCAUGCCGGUUUCUAACGAAAACUGCAGAUGUCCUAGACGAGUUCUCAAACGUGAACAUCAAAAGUGACUCUAAGGUUCCCUCUGCAGCGCCAGCAUCCUCCGGUCCCGGCAGGCCAGAACCCCCUGCGCUCGACCCCGCCGAGACCUUGGUGGAAGAUCAAAAUGAGUUCGAGAAGGAGCUGCAAAAGCAGAUGGAGGCGCUGCUCGGGCAGGAAGGCUUUCCCAAAGAGUUCCAGGACCUGAUGAAGGAGAUGGGCCAGGCGGUGGGCGAGGAUCCUUUGGCUGCUCUUGGAGGAGCAUCGGGCACGGCAGCACCUGGCGUAAGCUCCGGCAAGGCCGAGGGUGAGGCUGCGACCAAAGGCGAGCAGUCGUUCCAGGAGUCGAUACGCAAGACCAUGGAUCGCAUGCGGGAGUCCGGAGAUGCCGCCGGCGCCGCGGCGGCUGCAUCGUCGGACGAUGAUAUCCUUGCGCAGAUGCUGAAGGAGAUGGAGUCUGGCAACUUCGGCGGCGGUGAAGGGAACGAGGAGGAUUUCAGCAAGAUACUGCAGGGCAUGAUGGAGCAGUUGACGAAUAAGGAGAUUAUGUAUGAGCCGAUGAAGGAGUUGAAUGAUAAGUUUCCGGCGUGGAUGGAGGCGAACAAGGACGGCAAGAUAGAUUCAGCCGACUGGAAGCGGUACGAGGAGCAAGCACGGCUGGUGAAAGAGAUUGUAGACAAGUUUGAGAGCAGCGGCUACUCGGAUGAGAGCGCGCAGGACCGAGCGUACAUUGUCGAGAGGAUGACGAAGAUGCAAGACGCUGGCACUCCGCCGCCCGAUCUUGUCGGCGACAUGAACGCGGCGCAAGAAGCCAUGGCGGACUUGGACCAAGGCUGCCCGACACAGUAGAAGUUCAUAGUCUGCCCUUCUUGAUACCCAUCAAAUGUACAUGCGCCGAACCUUCCCUGGCCAUUACUGUGCA
This is a messenger RNA of Paraphaeosphaeria sporulosa, 1180 nucleotides long. RefSeq names its product Pex19 protein. NCBI's taxonomy places the organism in Eukaryota, Fungi, Ascomycota, Dothideomycetes, Pleosporales, Didymosphaeriaceae. Gene Ontology annotation, biological process: protein import into peroxisome membrane. The record is from RefSeq and is a predicted model, not a curated record. Gene Ontology annotation, cellular component: peroxisome; peroxisomal membrane. The transcript has 2 exons. Bases 415 to 1107 code for a protein of 230 amino acids.